AUGUCCAAUAUAGCUAAGAAAACGCAAUACAAUAUUAAGGUUGAUAUUCAUGAAGUAAAAGAUUUAAGUUUUCGUGAGAGUGCGAAUGAGAAAGAAAUAAUUCCGAAUCCUUAUAUUGAGGUGACAGUAAAUAAUGAGAAGAAGAGUACAUCAAAAAAGACUCAAGCUGUAAAUGUUGUAUAUAAUACAUCAUUUAAUUUUUCACAAGAUUUAACAGAUUAUAAAUUUGCGAGGACAAGUGUAGAUGUAUGUGUAUUACAUAAAUAUACAAUUCAGAGUGCUUUAAUAGGUAAAUGUUCAUUUGGUUUAAGUUUUGUAUAUUCAAAAGUUCAACAUUGGUUAUAUAGGAUAUGGGUUAAAUUAAGAAAUCCGGAUUUACCAUUAGAUGAUGUUGGUUAUAUAUUAAUAUCUGUUGGUGUGUAUGGUCCAGGUGAUUCGAUACCUAUUGUAAAUGAUAGUGUUAAGACAGAUAUUAAUGAAGAUGUUUUUAAUAAUAAAGGUUUAGAUAUACAUAUAACACAUUAUGAUUUAUGUUUAAAUAUCUUUAGAGGUCAAGAUAUUGAAUUAAUAGGUAGUAGUACACUUUUUUCUAAUAUUCUUGAACCAUAUGUAAAAGUAUCUCAUAAUGGUUUUGAAGAAUGUACUAAGGUUAUAAGAAAUGAUCCUAAUCCUGUUUGGAAUUUAAGUAUUCAUAUUCCUACUUGUACUCCUUGUUAUGAUAAUAAUAUUAUUGUAGAAUUAAUAAAUGGACAACAUAAUGGUGUUGUUAUAUAUAGUAUUAUUCUGGAUUUUUUUGAAAUCUUAAAAAGAGAAUUAAUACCUAGAUGGUUUAAUAUUUAUUAUAAUCCAAAAAAUCAAAUAAUACCAAGAAAUAGUCAAUAUAUACAAAACGGAUCAAUACAAUUAAAUUUUAAUAAUACUACAUCAAAUAAUAAUAAUAAUAAUAUUAACAAUAAUAAUAAUACUACUAGUGGUAUAAAUCCUUUGGGUAAUUAUCUUUUUUCAGGAGCAGCUGAAAAAAUUUUUAAAAAUGCUACACAAGGGAUUAAUAUUAAUGAUAUAUUAGGUGUAACCAAAGUACAAAAUUUAUUUAAUGAUGAUACAUUAAAAGAAUUCUAUUUAUAUGGUGGCCGCAUUUUUUUAAGUGCAAACGCUACCAAAACUCAUUCUCCAGGUCCUAUAUGCAUAAAAUCAGCUAAAGUAGAGGUAGAUGCUCCUAACAAAGAAUAUAUUUUCUGUGCUGACAUAUAUGAAAUUUUAUCAGUUCAAAAUAAUAAAAUGGGGAACUAUGAUGACUACAAUGAUGACUACAAUGAUAAUUACAAUGAUAAUUACAAUGAUAAAUACAAUGAUAAUUACAAUGAUAAGUACAACGAUAAGUACAACGAUAAGUACAACGAUAAGUACACCAAUAAUGAUGAUACCAUCAAAGGUAACAGCAACAACAAUAAUAAUAAUAAUAAUAAAAAUAAUUUGUACAAUGUUUAUAAUAGUGCUAACGAAAAAAGAAGAAGCAGAUACAAUAACAAUUACGAUUCAAGUGGUGAUAGCAUCGUCUGUGUUUGUGCUCUUGGACCUCAUAAACUUAAAACCAUUCCUCUUCUUCCAAAUGAAGUUGGAUCUUAUGUUUUAAACGAAAAUGUUGGAAGAAUAGAUGAAUUUCGAAUAUUUUUACCACAGAAUAAUAAUGAACAAAUAUAUGAUAUAUUUUUAUAUAUUUAUAUAAAAUCCAAUUUAGCUGUUACUGAUUGGAUUAGUAAUAGAAGAAGCAUAUUAUAUAACAGUGUAUUAAAUAAUGAAUAUGAAUCUGCAGAUAGAAAUAAAUUACAAGGAUUACAUAAAAUGGGUUCUAUAAAUAAUUUAUCAGAAGAUGUAAUAGAAGAUGCAGAUUUCUUAAAUAAUUAUAAAUUAACAAGCUAUGUACGUAUUCCAUAUAAAUAUCUCUUAUUAAAUGAAAAUAAACCUAAAUGGUUUUCUAUGAAAAAUAUUGAAACUAAUGCACAUGAAUAUAAUAUAUCUUUUUUUGCUAAUUUAAUACCUUAUCAUUCAUAUAAAAAAAGACCUAAAAGAUUAGAAUAUAAAUUAUCUAGAUAUUUUUUUCGUGCUUUAAUAUAUGAAGGAUUACAUUUUCCAGCAAAAGGAUAUAAUGCCUUUCCAGAUCCUUAUAUUAAAAUCGAAUUAGCUGGACAAGUUAUUAAAACAAGUACUAUCUUACAUACUUUGAAUCCAAAUUAUUAUGAAGCAUAUGAAGUACAAGUUAUAUUACCUACUAAUUUAAAUCUAGCUCCUGAUAUAUCUAUAGAAGCUUUAUCUGUAAAUAAAUCCUUUUUAUAUAAUGAUGAUAUUUUAUUAGGAUCAUCCACAUUUCCUAUUAUGAAGGUACCAACUGAAUGGAAGAAAUCACCUAUAUGGAUACCAUUAAAAUCAUCACAAUAUAAAAAAUGUAAAGCUAAAUUACUUGUUGCUUUUGAGUUAGUACCUAUAGAAAAAGUUCUAGAUGAUACAUAUCCAUUUUAUGAUGAUAUAAGACCUUCUACAUUACCUGGACAUGUCUCUUUAUUUUUAAUAGGCAUACGAAUGUUUAAACCUUUAAAAGAUCCUUCUGUAACUGUUUGUUUUGGUCGAGAUGUUGAUGACACAUCUCAAUUUUUGUGGCAUGAAACUACUAAUAAAGUUAUAUCAGGAAAAGAAGGGAACUGGAACUUUUUAAAAUAUUUUUCUUUAGAUGUUAUGUUACCUAAAAGAAUGCAACAUCAUAGUUUUCUCGAGGUUAGAAUAGAAGAUAGAAUAUUGAAUAGUGGAUUCACAGGAACUACAACUAGUAACUCCUAUCCUGUAAAUGCAACAAAUAAUAAUCUUUUAAUAGGAACUGCAUAUAUAACUCUAAAUCCAUUACUUCCAUGGCUAGAUAAUUAUGAAAAAAAUGAAUGCGUGGAGUUAUUUAAGUUGCAUGUACUAGAAGAAGUUCUAAUAGAAGAUGCAGAAAUGGAUAGGAAAUCUUACAAUAGUGCAUUGAUAUAUAAAAAAAGUUCAAUCAUGUCAAAGAAAUUCUCUAAUGAUAAUUUUGAAAUGCAAGAGGUGGGAGAGCCAAAUGGUAUAUUUAAUGAUAUACCUAUGAAUACUUUGGAAGAAAAUAUGAUCAUAAAUGGGGAUGAUAAUAGUGAUGAUAAAGAGAAUAGUUAUGAUGAUAAAGAGAAUAGUUACGAUGAUAAGGAUAAUAGUUAUGAUGAUAAGGAUAAUAGUUAUGAUGAUGAUAAAGAAAAUAGUUAUUAUGAUGAUAAAGAAAAUAGUUAUGAUGAUAAUAAUAACAAUAGCUAUUAUGAUGAUGAUGAUGGUGAUAAUAGAAAAGAGGCCGAAAAAAGAAAAAAGAAAAAAGAAAAAAAAAAUAUAUAUAGAACAAACAAUGAUAGAACACAAAAUAAUAACACACAUAUUAAUAAUAAAUAUAACCAUGUAAUAGAUAUAAAAAAGAAAAAAAGAAAAAAGAAUAUAAAGAAAUAUAUUAAUAACGAAUAUGUUCCAUACAAUGAUCCAGAUUUUUCUAAUGUACGUAUAGAAGAGACAUUAGAACAUGUAUGUUUUAAAAUAAAUGAUUUAACAAAAAAAGAGAAUACAUAUAUAUAUAAUGACGAAGAAGAAACUUUAUGUGAUAGUAUUUCAAGUGAUAAAAAGAAACGAUUAAAAGAUAUAAAUUUUUUUAAAGGUGGAAAACAUGAUAAUAAAGAAAAGAAUAAUAUGAUUAUAGAUGGAAAGCAACCUACAACCAUAUAUGGAUUCAAUGAAGAUAUGUUAAAUUUUCAAUUAUCAUUAGCAGAUGAUGAUGAACAAGAAGAAAUUCAAAGAGAUGAAAUGUUAUAUGAAUAUGAAGUAGAUAUGAAUACAGAUGAUUUACCUUAUUUAAGAGCAACGAUUUUUAGAUGUACAGAUUCAGGAGUUCCUGAAGCAGUUGGAUAUUUGAAAUAUAUAUGUAAUGUAUAUGAUGAAAAGACAAUGUAUUUAAAAAAGGAAAUGAUAAAGAAAUGUGAUGAUUUAGUAAGAGAAUAUAGAUUAACACGUAAUUUAGUAGUACGGGCAUAUAUUAUACAAGCAAGAGGUUUGAAUCCACCAUCAGGUGCAACAGAUAUAACAACAUAUAUAUGGAUAAAAAAUAGUAAUGAAAUGACAAAUAUUCCAGGAGGUUUAUCUCAUAAUAUAAAAGAUACCGGUCAUACAAAAAAGCAAGGAUAUAAACCAGAAUUUAAUAGAUGUUAUCAAUUAUUAUGUUCAUUUCCUGAUGAAUCUAUUGUGCAAGUAUGUAUAAUGAAUCAAGGUUCUUUAUCAGAUGAAAUUAUAGGAUAUACAUAUAUAGAUAUGGAAGAUAGAUAUUUUAAUCAAAAAAUUAGACAAUUAAUGAUAGAUGAUAUUAUGCCAAUAGAAUUAAGAUCUUUAAAAUUAGAAAAUAGUACAAUUUCUCAUGGAUCUUUAAGAUGUUGGUUUGAAAUAUUUAAUGAAGAAUUUGCUCAACUCAAUCCUAUAAAAGUUUUAUGUUCCAAUGAACCUGAUGAUUAUCAAUUAAGACUUGUAAUAUGGAAAGUAAAUAAUGCUGCUAUGGAUGAUAAUUCAACUAUAAGCUUAUUUGUUAGAUGUAUUUAUACUGAUGAAGAUAAUGAAGAUAUAAGAGAUACAGAUACACAUUAUAAUAGUAAAGAUGGAAAAGGAAUAUUUAAUUGGAGAUUUGUUUAUAAUAUUAAAAUACCAACUAAUGCGACAAAUAUUAAAAUACAAGUUCAUAAUUAUGCUCUACUAUCAUCUAAUGAGCCUAUUGGAGAGGCAAAUUUAGAUUUGUCUGCUCAUUUUUAUAGGGCACGCAAGAAGAAGGGUUAUUACCCUAUACCCAGAUUUUGGCUAUCGUGUAAACACCCAGCUCAUAAGAAUAAAGUAAGAGGAAAUGUAGAAAUAGAGGGAUCCAUUUUAAUAAAAUCUGAGGCUGAGCUUGAUCCAGUUGGUAAUGGAAGGGAUGAACCUAAUAAAGAUCCUUAUUUACCUCCAGUAACUGAAAAUAGAACAUAUGUUGAUUGGGUGAUGAUAAAUGAAAAGUUUGGUGCUGCAACAGCAUCGAUUAUGUAUGGCUUAAAAUGGACAGGUGUUUGGAUUGUAGUGGGUGUUAUCGUAAUUGGUAUAUUUUUCCUCAUAUUUUUGUUUAAAUGA
This is a messenger RNA of Plasmodium adleri (nom. inval.), 5187 nucleotides long. RefSeq names its product ferlin, putative. Lineage: Eukaryota; Apicomplexa; Aconoidasida; Haemosporida; Plasmodiidae. The transcript is spliced from 3 exons. The record is from RefSeq and is a predicted model, not a curated record. The coding region runs from base 1 to 5187 and encodes 1728 amino acids. Gene Ontology annotation, biological process: plasma membrane organization.